Pleuronectes platessa (European plaice) is the source of this 3308-nucleotide messenger RNA. RefSeq lists its product as uncharacterized. The transcript is spliced from 16 exons. The record is from RefSeq and is a predicted model, not a curated record. Lineage: Eukaryota; Metazoa; Chordata; Actinopteri; Pleuronectiformes; Pleuronectidae. Gene Ontology annotation, molecular function: protein binding. The coding region runs from base 1 to 2259 and encodes 752 amino acids.
AUGAGCUUCCAGAACUCAGUCUUCCAGGGUGGACACAACUUUCAACCCCUAUUGGUCACUGUGUGCCCCAUGACCCAUGAGGUCACCAGGACAGAGGAGGAGGAGGUUCCUCUCCCUGCCCCAGCUCUUUGGACCUCCAAGCAGGCCUGCCUGAAGCAGACUGCUAGAACUUUCCAAAAGGCAGGGACACCAGAGCCUGCCUUAGAACUUCAGCACAAGCAACUGGCCACGACACAAAAGUAUGCAGCCACAGACAGGAAGUACAGAAACCCACGACACAGUGUUCAAAUCAACCUGAUAUCUGAAACAUGUCCUGGAUGUGGUGAACUCAAGCUUCAGUUAUUAGGAGUUCACCAGGUUUCAGGCCUUAUCUUCAGUAACAGACGCGAAGGAGCGGAGGAGCGGAGACCAAGUUGUUCGUUCUCACACAAUGAAAGAAAGAUGUCUGCGUUCAAGUCCCUGGUUGUGUGGAUCCUCAUCAUGUGGACUUUCACCACAGCAGAUGAUGAGGUGUCCUGCGUUUUAGAGGAGAGCUGCAUCUUACCCUGCAGUUUUCAACCUGGUCCAAACCCAGUCAUUUACUGGAUGCAGGUGAAACCAGGAAAUACUCGUGUCCACUCCUACUACAGUGACAGAGACCAGUUUGUAUACCAGAGCGAGCGCUUCAGAGGCCGGACAUCGCUGUUCACAGAUCAGAUCUCCAGUGGAAAUGCCUCGAUCAGGCUGACGGGGCUGAUGCUUCAGGACCGGGGCAAAUACGAGUGCUACACCAGCACCAUCACUGGAGCCGGCAAGUCGUCAUUUAUCAACCUGAGAGCAGAUGCUCCGGUGCGUCACGUGGACAUUGAGCAGGUGGAGGACAGCUUCACCUGCCGCUCAGAGGGGAUCUACCCCGAGCCGCAGCUCACCUGGUCCACCAGGCCUCCGUCCAACUUCACCUUUCAGAUCCAAACCACAGUGAAGGAGACGGAGCAGCAGCUCUAUGAGAUCAGCAGCAAACUGAUACUGUCAGACAGAGACACUGUUCUGAUCUGCAGCAUCAGCACUCGCCAUGGCAGGAGGAGCGCGGUGUGGUAUCAACCCACUCCCGUCCAUUUGUCACCGUUUAAAACAACAACAACAAUCCACUGCACUGCUCCAAACACCAAACCCCCGACACACAGGGUGUGGAAAUUCAACCACAGGCAGAUCAUUGUGAACCAGACCGGGGUCGAUGGCCUCCACAGCGUCUCAGAGCAGUGGAGGCAGCAGGUGGAGGAUGUGUCAGCGUCAGGCAGCCUCACGCUGCACCACUUAACAUCAGAUCACCAGGGAACGUUCACCUGUGAACUCAGUAGUGAAGAGGAGACGCACUUCAUCAACAGCUACGUGACGAUAGAGAUAGACAAAGGUUUUACAGGUUCAGCUGUAUCAAUUGUGAUCGGAGUACUCGUUGUGUGUGUAGCAUUAGGAGCUGGAGCAAGAUUCUUCUACUUUAUAAGACCAAAGCUAAAACGGAUCAUCCACCAUCAGAUGCUUCAGAUGAAUGAUUUACAAUUCGGACAUGGUGAACUCACAGAGACUCAGUGUAAAGUCGUGGCCUCAGCUCUGAAGUCAGACCCCUCACAUCUGACAAAACUGGAUCUGAGUUACAACAAGCUGAAGGAUUCAGAUGUGAAGCUGCUGUGUUCUGGACUGGAGAGUCCAAACUGUCGAUUGGAGACUCUUAGGUUGAGGAGCUGCAGCCUGUCAGAAAUCAGCUGUUCUUCUCUGGCUUCAGCUCUGAUGUCAAACCCCUCUCAUCUGAGAGAACUGGAUCUGACUGACAACAACCUGCAGGACUCAGGAGUGAAGGAGCUGUGUGGUUUUCUACAGAGUUCAACCUGUCGACUGGAGACUCUGAGGUUGAGGAGCUGCAGCCUGUCAGAGAUCAGCUGUUCUUCUCUGGCUUCAGCUCUGAGGUCAAACCCCUCUCAUCUGAGAGAACUGGAUCUGACUGACAACAACCUGCAGGACUCAGGAGUGAAGGAGCUGUGUGGUUUUCUACAGUGUUCAACCUGUCGACUGGAGACUCUGAGGUUGAGGAGCUGCAGUCUGUCAGAGAUCAGCUGUUCUUCUCUGGCUUCAGCUCUGAGGUCAAACCCCUCUCAUCUGAGAAAACUGGAUCUGAGAUACAACGACCUGCAGGACUCAGCAGUGAAGGAGCUGUUUGUUCUAAAGCAGAGUCGAACCUGUCGACUGGAGACUCUGAGGUGGAGGCUGUUUGACUAUUCUUAUUGAAGGUGAGUGUGAAGAGGACAGUGUGUGUGGACGGAGGCUGAGCUGUGUCCUGAGGAUCCAGAGGCUGAAGCAGCAGCAGCUUGUGUGUAGAGCGGCUCUGACUGGGCCUUGCUGCUGGGAGGCAGAGUGGAGACAGAGCUCCAGAGGAAUCAGAGGAGGUUGUUGUAAUAUGUAACUUCACCACUAGAUGGCCCUCGCUACCGAUUGUGUUUAUUCACAUGAAGAAUGUGUUUAUUGAAAUGACACAACACAAGCAGAAUAUAUUAACCCUUUAUAAAGAGUCACAUAUAUGUGUUUAAGUUUUUUUUAUUCUGUUCCACCUUUGUCCCUCAGUAAGUCAUCAUGUGUUUAUAUAACCACAUUCUGUGUAUAUUUUUGUUUAUGAUCUUAAAGUUCCUGGAUUCACGUCACAAAUUGAUUUAGUUCAAAACAACACACAAUCAAAUCACUUUGAGUUUAAAAUUAGAGUUUUGUCUUUUACACAAAAGAUCAAAAGUCUGGACUUAAAAAUGGGACGUUUUCAUUCCUGCAUCUGGCGCAGAUCAGUGGUGGCGUUGCUACGUUUUGACCCACAGGUGGCGAUGUAGUAACAGGAAGAACAUCCCGGUCAACGCCUUUAUAUUCAGUCUAUGAGUCAAACACAUGGAUCAUUUCCUCUGUGACAAACCAAAUGUAACGAAAAGAAAAACAUCUCAGAGAGAAAAGUUGUGUUUCUAAGAAAAUGUCCUGAUGUUAGAGAGUUUCACAUCUUCUGCAGUUUGUGUUUAUGACUGAUGAAGAAUACAAAUCCAGGAGAUUAAGAUUUCAGCAGCUCUGAAUUUUCUUAAUUUUGAUUACACCUCAGACAAUGAAGAAAGUGAUGAGAACACGAACCAUGAAAAGAAGGAAAUGCUGUAUGAGAAAGAAAGACAAACAAAUACCUCAGGAUGAAGAAGAGGAUUUGUAUUUUAUAUCUGGUAGUCUUUUGUAUUUGUUCAUAUUUUUAUGAAACUUUACUUCAUCGACUGUUAUGGCAAAUUAAAUUUUUUAUUAAAAUGUAUUUUUAUAAA